GGUAUGGAGACAUCAAGCAGAAACUUUCAGAAGUUCACCAAUUUCAGGAGAGUCGUGAUGUUUACAAUAGAAGGCAGAGUAACCAGUGUUUAAGGAUCCAGUAUUUGCUCAGUUUUUCAUGUGAAAAUCAACAUAAUGCAGAGAGCCGUUUAAAUAUUCAGAAUGGUUGUUUCUGUCGCUGUGAUUCCGAUUUGUUUCCCUGUUGAAAUCCUGAUCAUGAAGAACGUGUUAUAGUUUGUCUAGGCAAUGAGCAACAUUGCCACUAGAAGCUAAUUUCAAUAGCUAUUCAAUUCACUAAAUUGAGGUCUUUAAUUGUGGUAUUAGUAACUAAUAUUGUCCUAUUGAUCUCAUAGUCAACUGGCUGGCUUAAAUUACUAGUCAAUGUUUGCUAACCAUUUUCUCGUUCCUUUCCGAGAUCAUAGCAGCUUAAAGAUGUCUGUACGUUUACGAGCCGAAUUUAUGUCUUCACAAGAAAGGGGGAUAUUGACAUUCAUGUUUUAAUUCAGUAAUAAAUGCUUAAAACUUAGACACUGAGGCGUGAAGUUAAGUCAGCUGGCGACUCAAUCCUCAUCUGUUGCACCGGUAAUUCCAGUAAAACGUGUUUUUAACUACCGCUGUUAAUGAGCUCCAGCUGAUAUUGCUAACUGAAAUCAGUUAAGCUGACGAUUAUUCUGUUUCUUUGCUGAAAAAUUUGUCCGAGUUGCAUUUGCUAGUGGUUUUGAUUUGUGAAGGGGUCUUAUCUUUGAAACAAUGGAUGAAAGAUGCAGAAAAGAAAUUGUAGCAGAGGAGAAAAACAAUGUGGACAUAUUGAUUCAGUGCGUUAAUGAGGUUAGUAUUCUCGAGAAUACGGAAGUCAAUGCUGAUGUGCCAUCUAGUGGUGAAGUUGAAGCUUCACCAGAUGAAAUGGAAGCUACACCAGAUAGAAAACAUCAAGAACUUAUUGAUGUUGCUUCACCAACAAGGAGUGUAGGUAGUGCCUUAUCAGAAGAGAUGUCUGAAUGUCUCUGCUGGGGAUUUGGGGAGUUCGGUCAGAAUGGCAACCAAGAUGGUAAGGAUGUCGAAAUUGGCGCGGUUCUACCAGACUUCUCCACAAAUGGUCGUUACGGCAGAGUAAAACUGAUGUCUUGUGGAUCAAGUCAUACAGUUGUGGUUACAGAUUCCAAUGAAGUGUUUGCCUGGGGCAAUGGAAGUAGUGGUCAACUUGGUUGUGGGAAUAAGAAAUCCUUUGCUACCCCCCAAAAGGUGAAACUAGAUGCAGGGCAUGUAAUAACUGGCCUGGUAUGUGGUAGCCGACACACUGUGAUAGUAACACAGGAGGGAAAGUGCUUCAGUUUUGGUAACAAUUUCUAUGCUCAGCUUGGUUACAAUUUUCGUAUGAAGAAUUAUAAGGAAAACCAGGUUCUUCCUCAUCUGCUUCUACCGCUGGCUCAUCACGUUGUGAAAUCAGUGGCAUGUGGUGAAAAGCACACGUUAUUCUUGUUUGCAACUGGGCAGUUAGCGGUUUGUGGACAGAACAGUUAUGGUCAACUUGGAACAGCAGACAUGGAGGAAAUCCUGUCCCCAAAAAUUAAUGAAAAUAUUGAAGACGUCCAUCACAUAGCAUGCGGAGCUGGACACAGCAUUGCGGCAACAGGGUCAGGCGAACUUUAUGUUUGGGGUAACGGAAGAGCAUGCGGAAUGCGACGUCAAGAUGUCCAUCUUCCAAUGCGCAAGCUGACAUGCCAUGAUAACGUUAUAAUGGUGGCUGGUGGAAGUGGUCAUUCCAUGGCAUUAACAGUAUAUGGUGUUGAUGACCUGGUGUUACUAUCAUCAUUGAUGAAAAGCAGCUGCAAUAUGUAUACAUACAUUAAUGUACUUUUAUUUGAGCUUAUAAGCCAUCGGAUACUCGCACAUAGGGCUGAAACAUACUGCAAACUACUUCACAGUAUGUCAACAGUGCAAGCUGAGAUAUCUAACCAUUUCCGGCCGAGAAUGAUCAGCCUGUGCUUUGAACUGUCCACCGCGAGGUUCAGAACCUAAAUUGAAAACACUACGCCAAACCGCCUUCCCACAGUAAUCCUCUUUCUGCAUUAAAAUCUGUUACCCUAGAAUUGUAAUGUUAUUAUAACUAGACAAGGCUAACACAGGAUAGUCUGCAAUUUCUUUUGGCAGCUUCUGUCUGUGGUAG
Molecule: messenger RNA, 2167 nt
Organism: Anneissia japonica
Lineage: Eukaryota; Metazoa; Echinodermata; Crinoidea; Comatulida; Comatulidae
Product: ultraviolet-B receptor UVR8-like
Exons: 9
Coding region: 751-2019 (422 amino acids)
Source: RefSeq, a predicted model, not a curated record